AUGGCGAUCCAGUUCGCCAUUUACACAUGCCCCCCCAUCGCGUCCGCCACCAGCUCCCCUGAUCCAUCAUCGGAGGAUUCAGGCUUUUGGUCCCCACUAUCUUGUACUCUCAUAUACACACCCGUCACUGCAGUGAUUGUGGAUUGUCCAGCCACUAUCGCUGCGACAACUGAGCUAGCGACAUGGAUUAAGUCAACGUUGCCGAAUGGCUGCACUUUGAAGCACUUCAUCAUUUCACACGCCCACGGUGACCAUUUCUUGGGAAUCCCAGUCUUGCAAAACACCUUCCCUGGCAUUACGGCCAUUGGCACCAAGACUGUCGUUGAAGGGGUUGCACAGCAAUAUUCACCACAUAUCUAUGACGGGCUUUGGAGGCAGACAUUCCCUACAACUGAGCCUGGCACUGGGGUGCCGUUGACAAAGGCUGAUUUCGUUUCUCUCCCAUCGUCCAACGAUCUUGAUCUAGAUGGACAUGCCCUCCAAUUAUUCGACGUUCCGCACGGAGAUACUCACGCCAAUUCGUUCGUCCAUGUGCCAGAGCUUGGUCUCGUUGUUGCAGGGGACAUUGUCUACAACGGAGAUUGCCAUCAAUGGCUAGGUGAGGCCUCUACGCAAGAGAAACGGAACCAAUGGAAUCAAGCGCUGUCGCAGAUUGCCGUCUUGAAGCCGAAAGUAAUUGUGCCAGGGCACACAUUCAUGCCUAUGUCGGAGCCCAAUGAGUUUUUGGCCGCUUCUAUGUUAAAUAGUACCAAGGAAUAUAUCAAGGGCUUUGAAGAAGAGCUUGGUAUGGCAGCGAGCGAAGAGGACCUAUUUAAAAGAAUGAAGGCCCGGUAUUCGAGGUGGAAUCUUAGCCUUCUUGAUGGUGGAUGUAAGGCUGGCAUCUUGGCUAAGCAAUCUUAGUUGAUGAUGAAUUAUCA
Ilyonectria robusta is the source of this 917-nucleotide messenger RNA. RefSeq names its product beta-lactamase-like protein. The coding region runs from base 1 to 900 and encodes 299 amino acids. The transcript has a single exon. The record is from RefSeq and is a predicted model, not a curated record. Lineage: Eukaryota; Fungi; Ascomycota; Sordariomycetes; Hypocreales; Nectriaceae.